This is a messenger RNA of Pipistrellus kuhlii (Kuhl's pipistrelle), 462 nucleotides long. RefSeq names its product 40S ribosomal protein S15a-like. The record is from RefSeq and is a predicted model, not a curated record. Gene Ontology annotation, cellular component: cytosolic small ribosomal subunit; ribosome. Lineage: Eukaryota; Metazoa; Chordata; Mammalia; Chiroptera; Vespertilionidae. Gene Ontology annotation, molecular function: structural constituent of ribosome. Gene Ontology annotation, biological process: translation. The transcript is spliced from 2 exons. The coding region runs from base 31 to 462 and encodes 143 amino acids.
CUCUUUCCGCCAUCGGCCUGUGCCGCCACAAUGGUGCGCAUGAAUGUCCUGGCUGAUGCUCUGAAGAGCAUCAACAACGCCGAAAAGCGAGGCCACUGCCAGGUCCUCAUCAGGCCGUGCUCCAAAGCCGCCGGCCGGUGUCUGACUGUGAUGGUGAAGCACAGUUACGUUGGCGAAUUUGAAACGAUGGAUGACCACAGAGCUGGGAAAAUAGUUGUGACCCUCACAGGCAGGUUGAACGAGUGUGGUGUAAUCUGCCCCAGGUGUGAUGUGCCACUCAAAGAUCUAGAAAAAGGGCAGAACCACUUGCUUCCGUCCCGUCAGCUUGGUUUCAUUGUGCUGACAGUCUCAGCGGGCAUCAUGGACCAUGAGGAAGCAAGACAAAAACACAAACAGGCCGAAGCCGGGAAGGAAAAGCCUUCCCAGAGUACCUCUAAGCCAGCCUUCCCGGGUAAGGUCUGA